AUGGCAGAAAAGCUCGAUUUGAAGAGCAAUCCCGAAAAGGGACAAGCAGAAGAAAAUCCAGAGACCUCAAGUCAACCACAGGCUCCCAUCUCUAGUGCCAACCCCAAGGCAGAGUCAGGGGUCAGUCUUCAUCGACUCACCCAUGCAACCCCGACGAGCGAAGCUCUUCCUCCCACAGCAAACACACACUCUCCCAAGCCAACCGAAUUUGAUCCCCAGCCUGCUGUCACGCUUCCCUACCGCACCCUCAACUCCAGCGCCAACAUCGAUGAGUAUGUCACCGAGGCACCGUCAGGUGAGAUUGACGGCCCGCCCGAGAAUGACGGGAGCGGACGGCACUACAAGCUGGUCACGUUCCUGCCCAACGAUCCAGAGAACCCCAAGAACUGGUCCAAGGCGUUCAAGUGGUACGCGACCAUGGUAGUGGCUCUCACCUGCUUCGUCGUCGCAUUUGCGUCAAGUGUCAUCACCGCAGACAUUGCCGGCGUCGUGGAGGAGUUUGGCGUCAGUGAGGAGGUUGCGCUCCUCAGCAUCACGGUGUUUGUCGUUGGGUUUGGUAUUGGCCCCAUGAUAUUCGCUCCCCUGUCAGAGGUUUACGGCAGACAGAUCAUCUAUGGUUCAACUCUUCUCGUCGCCGUUAUCUUCAUCAUCCCUUGUGCUGUAGCCAAAAACAUCGAAACCCUCCUCGUCUGCAGAGCCAUCGAUGGUAUCGCCUUCUCCGCCCCAAUGACUCUCGUAGGAGGAACGCUUGCCGAUCUGUGGCGUAACGAGGAACGUGGAGUUCCCAUGGCCGCUUUCAGUGCAGCCCCCUUUAUCGGCCCAGCGAUCGGUCCCUUGGUUGGCGGUUACCUGUCUGAUGCCACGGGAUGGCGCUGGCUGUACUGGAUCCAGCUCAUCGUCUCCUUCGUCGUCUGGGUGCUCAUCACCUUUACCGUGCCCGAGACGUACGCACCGACUAUUCUUGCCCGCCGGGCUCAUCAGAUCCGAAAGAAGACCGGAGAGCAGGACCAUGUCACGGAGCAGGACCUCGAUGUCCGCCCGGCGUCGGAGCGGCUUGCUAUCUUCCUCAUCCGGCCCUUCCAGCUGCUGUUCGGCGAGCUCAUCGUCUUUCUCAUUUCCAUCUACAUGAGUGUUUUGUAUGGAUUGUUAUACAUGUUCUUUGUUGCGUUUCCGAUUAUCUACCAGAAAGGGAAAGGCUACUCGGCGGGAACAACUGGUCUCAUGUUUAUUCCCUGUGCCGUUGGCGUCCUCCUGUCCGCCUUCUGCGCCCCCCUCGUGAACAAGAACUACAUGAGCCAAGUGCGCAAGCACAAAGGCAAGCCCCCCGCCGAGGUCCGGCUGAUCCCCAUGAUGUGCUCGUGCUGGUUCAUCCCCAUCGGGCUCUUCAUCUUCGCCUGGACGUCGUACAACGAGCUGUCGUGGGCCGGCCCGGCCAUGGGCGGCUUCUCGGUCGGCUUUGGCUUCAUCUUCCUCUACAACUCGGCCAACAACUACCUCGUCGAUUCGUACCAGCACCAGGCCGCCUCGGCCCUCGCAGCCAAGACCUUCAUCCGCAGCUUCUGGGGCGCCGCCGUCGUGCUCUUCACCACGCAAAUGUACGACCGCCUCGGCAACCAGUGGGCCUCGACCCUGCUCGCCUUUAUCAGCGUCGCCUGCUGCGCCAUCCCGUUCCUGUUUUGGCGCUACGGCGCCCGCAUCCGCAGGAGGAGCAAGUACGCCUAUGCCGGAGAUGACGACGAUGCCAACGUGGGCGCUGCCGCCGCGCAGAACAGCGAGGACUCUUCGGUCGACCUGGAGAAAGGCCGCAACAAGGAGCCCGAGAGGGAUAUGGAGGACUUGAGGAGGGCGCAGAGCUACGUCAGCAACCCGUGA
This is a messenger RNA of Pyricularia grisea, 1872 nucleotides long. RefSeq lists its product as uncharacterized. The record is from RefSeq and is a predicted model, not a curated record. Gene Ontology annotation, molecular function: transmembrane transporter activity. The transcript has 6 exons. Gene Ontology annotation, biological process: transmembrane transport. Bases 1 to 1872 code for a protein of 623 amino acids. NCBI's taxonomy places the organism in Eukaryota, Fungi, Ascomycota, Sordariomycetes, Magnaporthales, Pyriculariaceae.